This is a messenger RNA of Camellia sinensis, 1564 nucleotides long. The record is from RefSeq and is a predicted model, not a curated record. NCBI's taxonomy places the organism in Eukaryota, Viridiplantae, Streptophyta, Magnoliopsida, Ericales, Theaceae.
CCGAAAUAGGCAUAUUUAAAAUGCAAUGGCCAUUUCUAUUAGGGGAAACAAGCAGCUUUGUGGUGGUAUACCUAAACUACAUUUGCAUAGUUGCAAUACCAAGGAAUUCAAAGGAAAAAGAUUUACACUCAUCAUGAAAAUAAUAAUCCCCACAUCGUUUGGGCUUCUGGGACUAGUAAUAGUGUUGUGUUUACUGUAUCUUUGUUGCUUUAGAAAGACAACAAAAGUACCCCUGUUGAGAUUUUUAGGGAAGUCAUAUGUGAAACUGUCCUACCAAAGUCUACUCAAGGCAACAGAUGGGUUCUCUCCAGCCAACAUGAUAGGCAUGGGUAGUUUUGGUUCAGUCUACAAAGGAAUUCUUGAUCACAGUGAAAAAGUUGUUGCAGUGAAGGUACUAAACCUUCAAUUCCGUGGAGCUUCCAAGAGUUUUGUUGCUGAGUGUGAGGCCUUGAGGCGCAUCAGACAUCGAAAUCUUGUCAAGGUUUUCACAGCAUGUUCAAGUGUUGACUAUAAUGGUAAUGAUUUCAAAGCUUUGGUUUAUGAGUUCAUGGUCAAUGGUAGCCUAGAGGAUUGGUUACAUGCAAAUGAAAAUGAAGAUGAGGUGCAUGUCAAAUCAAGAAAUUUAAACAUCCUACAAAGGUUAAAUAUUGCCGUUGAUGUUGCUUCUGCACUUGAUUAUCUUCACCACCAUUGCUCGGAACCAAUAGUUCACUGUGCUUUGAAGCCGAGCAAUGUUCUUCUGAAUAAUGAAAUGAUUGGACAUGUAGGUGAUUUUGGGUUAGCUAGAUUCCUUCCAGAAGGCACCUAUAAUUCUUCUGCAACUCAAUCAAGUUCCAUUGGCUUAAGAGGGUCUGUUGGUUAUGCUACUCCAGAGUAUGGUAUGGGAAAUAAGGUGACAACAUUUGGUGAUGUAUACAGUUAUGGUAUCCUCUUAUUGGAAAUGUUUACGGGGAAGAGACCUACUGAUAACAUGUUUAAUGAUAGUCUGAGUCUCCAUAACUUUGCUAAGAUGGCUUUACCUGAACAAGUAGCGAGCGUUGUUGAUCCAACACUAAUUCAACAAAGAGAAAUUGAGGAGGCAAGCUCAAGCACCGAAAACACUCGGAAUCAGAGCUCUACUGGCAGUCAUAAAAUUUAUGAGUGCUUGAUUUCAAUACUUAAUAUUGGAAUUGCAUGUUCACAAGAACUACCGAGAGAUAGACCAACCAUUAAUCAUAUUGUUACUCAGUUGCUUGUGAUCAAGAACAACUUUCUUGGAACUGAUGGAGUUCAUGGAGGAAGAAGAGCUAGAAUUACAGUGUGAUCAUGAGUAGGUACUUGAGGCCUGAUUGGAGUUCAAGAUCUUUGUCGACUCAGCAACUAUGUUAUAUUAUCCUAUGCUUUAAUUUCUUCCCCCCUCCCCCCCUCUCUCUUCUAUGUUUUUAUUUUGUCUCAAGCAUGCACUUUUCUCAUCUAAAUGUACUUCAGGAAGGCUAUGGCUUGCAAUGGCUAUCUAUCCUGUUUUAUACUUUAAAAUAGGUUCAUAUGAAUUGCAAUGGUUCCAAACAAGUUGUUGCUAUAGAAC